Messenger RNA from Cuscuta epithymum, 1716 nucleotides. The record is from the annotation of a GenBank genome assembly. Lineage: Eukaryota; Viridiplantae; Streptophyta; Magnoliopsida; Solanales; Convolvulaceae.
CGGGAAGAGGCCUCAUGGUUCAUGUCCGGAAUUUUACAUAUAAAAUUUUACUUAAAAUCACCCUGCUCAGUUCAGUAGGCGCUCAUCUAUAACGAGCUCGCACAUCAAAUGCUCGUUGUUCCUAAUGGAAGAUGGAGUCUCAAAAUAAGAUAGAAAUAAAUCAAAAUUGCAGCAGUGAAGGAAGAAAAGGUGGGAAAAAGUAGAGAUGGCGAAGAGAAUUGAUAUGGCCUAGGGUGUUAGUUGGGAAAAAGUAAGUUUAAUAAGGUUAUUUUUGUCGAAAAAAGGCAGGAACGAGAAGAGAACACUGAGAUCAGAGAAAGAGGGCUAUGGCUUCCUUUAGCGUCCCUCCGGUGCUAACUUCCCCUCGUGACGAUGCUAUGCAUCUUUAUAAAGCUUUCAAGGGUUUUGGGUGCGACACUACAGCGGUUAUCAAUAUCCUCGCACAUAGGGAUGCUUCACAGCGUGGUCUUAUCCAGCAGGAGUAUAGAGCUAUGUACUCUGAGGAGCUCCACAAGCGCUUGUCUUCCGAGCUUAGUGGUGAUGUUAAGAGAGCAGUUUUACUUUGGGUGGCUGACCCGGCAGGACGAGAUGCAACCAUAAUCAAGCAGAGUUUGCAUGAAGCCAAAGAUCUCAAGGCCGCGACCGAAGUGAUAUGUUCACGGAUUCCAUCUCAGCUUCAAUACCUUAAACAAGUCUAUCACUCAAUGUUUGGCCUUUACCUUGAGCAUGAUAUUGAAAACCAUAUGACUGGGGAUCACAAAAAGUUGGUACUAGCAUACGUGAGCGCCCCUCGAUAUGAUGGCCCAGAAGUUGACCCAGCUGCAGUGCAACAUGAUGCUAAAACUCUUUAUAAGGCAGGUGAAAAAAGGCUUGGGACUGAUGAGAAGAAAUUCAUACAGAUAUUCUCUGAAAGAAGCAGGGCACAUUUGGCUGCAGUCAUAUCUGCUUAUCAUGUCUUGUGUGAUCACUCAUUGAAAAAGGCGGUUAAAAGUGAAACCUCAGGGCUUUUUGAGUUUGCCCUCUUGACUAUUUUACAGUGUGCUCAGAAUCCGGCAAAAUACUUUGCUAAGACAUUGCGAAAGGCAAUGAAAGGAAUGGGGACAGAUGAUACCACACUUGUGAGGGUAAUUGUGACACGAGCUGAGGUCGACUUGCUGUAUAUCAAAGCAGAAUACCACAAGAAAUACAAGAAAUCUUUGCAUGAUGCGAUUCAUUCAGAAACUUCUGGCCACUAUCGUGCAUUUCUUCUCUUGCUUUUAGGUCCCCCCAAUCAUUAGCAGAACUUCUUGCAUGACACUGUGCCCACGCUUCUACUAAGGUUUUAUUAUGUAUAAUAAUCAGACACACAUGGCACUGCCUACAUUGUAUCUUAUUACUGAAAAUGCAUGUCUGCCAAAUUAUUAAGUUGCGGAUCAAACAUGUCUGUGCGAAGAAAUAGACAUAGGCCUAGAUCUGUCUGUUACACCAACCUAUGUCUCAUUCAUUUGCCCAUAACAUAGACAUAGACAUAUGUUGCCAAAUUACACUUCUCUGUGCUGGAUAUUAUUCACACAUACAUGUUUUAUCCGUGACUAGUUUUGGAGACAUUGUUUGUAUGGAAGGGUGUACAAAAUACAGCAUUUUUUAUCCUAAAAAAGCGUUCAUUACGAAAUAAAAGAAUGUUUCAAAAUAGUGUUGCUUAUAUUUUAUGGGCAUGCCAAUUGUUGUCGUUGCCAA